Messenger RNA from Brassica napus (rape), 1034 nucleotides. RefSeq names its product sister chromatid cohesion protein PDS5 homolog C-like. Lineage: Eukaryota; Viridiplantae; Streptophyta; Magnoliopsida; Brassicales; Brassicaceae. The transcript is spliced from 5 exons. Bases 152 to 832 code for a protein of 226 amino acids. The record is from RefSeq and is a predicted model, not a curated record. Gene Ontology annotation, biological process: DNA repair; mitotic sister chromatid cohesion. Gene Ontology annotation, cellular component: chromatin; nucleus.
UUGUGAAAAGUUGGAGUCUUUAUUACAUUAAAACAAGGCUGAGGACCGAGAAAGUUUCCACCUUUCCCUAUUGCUGUUCAGCGACCGUUCGAGACUCUCGUCGCUUCUUCUCCGGUAGGGUUUUGAGAAACUCAAGGAGGAGGUAGCAUUCAUGUCUAAAGAGCUCGAGAAGCGCCUUCUGGAAGCUGGCAAAGCUCUUCUUCUUCUACCGUCUUCUGUUGAUACGCUUCUUCACCUUCUCGACAAACUGUUCAUCUGCUUGGUAGAGGUGGAACAGUCACCUCCUAGCUCGAUUCAGGAAGCACUCUCUCCGUUGAAGAAAGCAUUAGUCGAUGAAAGACUCUUCAAGCAUUGGAAUGUCCAUGUGAGAGUCCAUGUCGCUUCCUGCUUCAUCCAGGUUACGAGAAUAAAUGCUCCCACUGCUCCAUAUGUUGACGAACAGAUGAGGGAAGUAUUGAAGUUAAUUGUAUCAUCAUUUGAACAUCUAGAUGACAAAAGUAGUCUCUCCUAUACCAAAAGCACUUCCAUCCUUAACACUGUGGCUAAGUACGAUGUCUCUUAUCUGAUGUUGGAUCCUGUGUAUGAUGCACUCUGUAUUGAGAUGUUCCAGCAUUUUCUCAAGGCCUUAAGGGAUGAUCAUCCAGUGGAAGUAUUUUCGGAUAUGGAGAACAUUAUGACCCAUGUUUUAAAAGAAAGCGAUGAUUUGCCUCCAAAGUUGCUUGCACCAAUUCUGCAUUAUGUCAACGAGACUGAUGAGGUCAUGCAUCCAUCCAUCCAUAGCUUCUUAGUCUUGUUUCAGCAACCAAUAUAUGCAUGCAUCUUUUGUUUUUAACUCUUUCCACUUCUCUUCCCUUAGGUUCCCUCAAUAUCACGGAGGUUGGCAGAAAAAGUUCUGCUAAACUGUUCUACCAAGUGCCAAACAUAUCUUGCUGAAGCAGUGAAAUCAUCAGGCGUUUCUUUAGAUAAGUAUAGUAAUGUGGUGGCUUUCAUAUGCGAAGGUGCAUCCAGUGAUAAACCAAAGAAGCAAGAUGAUG